AGCGGACAGCACCGGCCCGAGCGGAGCACCGCGCGUCCUCACUCGCGAGGCCAGACUUCUGACUGCGUCAGUGUGAGAGCCAUUGUUCCUGGUGGUGGUCCCUGAGCCAUGGAGGCACCUCUGCAGACGGAGAUGGUGGAGUUGGUACCCAACGGCAAACACUUGGAGGGGCUACUCCCAGUCACCACCCCCACGGGUGGCAACCAGAGGGUCGAGGGCCCCGGACGGAGCUGUGUUGAGGGCGAAGGCUUCCUACCAAAAAGUCCCAGCAAGGAGCCACACUUCACCGAUUUCGAGGGGAAAACAUCGUUCGGGAUGUCAGUGUUCAACCUCAGUAACGCCAUCAUGGGCAGUGGCAUCCUGGGGCUCGCCUACGCCAUGGCCAAUACGGGCAUCAUCCUUUUCCUGUUCCUGUUGACGGCCGUCGCCUUGCUCUCCAGCUACUCCAUCCACCUGCUACUCAAGUCCUCAGGGAUCGUGGGCAUCCGUGCCUAUGAGCAGCUGGGCUACCGUGCCUUUGGGACCCCAGGAAAGCUGGCGGCAGCCCUGGCCAUUGUGCUGCAGAACAUCGGAGCCAUGUCCAGCUACCUGUACAUCAUCAAGUCCGAGCUGCCCCUUGUCAUACAGACCUUCCUGAACCUGGAGGAGCGGACCUCGGACUGGUACAUGAAUGGAAACUACCUGGUGAUCCUGGUCUCUGUCAUUGUCAUUCUGCCUCUGGCACUGAUGCGGCAGCUUGGCUACCUAGGCUACUCCAGUGGCUUCUCUCUCAGCUGCAUGGUGUUCUUCCUAAUUGCAGUCAUCUACAAAAAGUUCCACGUGCCCUGCCCGCUGUCCCCCAGUUUAGCCAACAUGACAGGCAACUUCAGCCUCGUGGAGGUCAUCAAGGAAGAGGCAGGGCUGCAGGUCGAGACGGAAGCCGCAGCCUUCUGUACCCCGAGCUACUUCACCCUCAACACACAGACGGCAUACACAAUCCCCAUCAUGGCUUUCGCCUUUGUCUGCCACCCUGAGGUGCUGCCCAUCUAUACAGAGCUCAAGGACCCCUCCAAGAGGAAGAUGCAGCACAUCUCCAACCUGUCCAUCGCCGUCAUGUAUGUCAUGUACUUCCUGGCCGCCCUCUUCGGCUACCUCACCUUCUACGACAGGGUGGAGUCGGAGCUGCUGCACACCUACAACAAGGUGGACCCGUUUGAUGUGCUGAUCCUGUGUGUGCGCGUGGCCGUGCUGACGGCAGUCACACUCACAGUGCCAAUUGUUCUGUUUCCGGUGCGCCGCGCCCUCCAGCAGAUGCUGUUUCAGGACCGCGAGUUCAGCUGGUUGCGGCAUGUGCUCAUUGCUGUUGGCCUGCUCACUUGUAUCAACCUGCUGGUCAUCUUUGCCCCCAACAUCCUGGGCAUAUUUGGGGUCAUCGGUGCCACAUCUGCCCCAUGCCUCAUCUUCAUCUUCCCUGCCAUCUUCUACUUUCGCAUCAUGCCCACAGAGAAGGAACCUACAAGAUCUACCCCCAAAAUCCUGGCCCUUUGUUUUGCUGCACUUGGCCUCUUGCUGAUGACCAUGAGCUUGAGCUUCAUCAUUAUUGACUGGAGCUCGGGGACCAGUCGGCAUGGAGGAAGCCACUAGGAUGACCCCCAUCCUGUUCUGUCUACUCGUCCUCCUACCCCUUCCCAGACUCUUCAGCCCCUGCUCCCAUCCCGUGGCCAGUUGGAGGGGGAAGAGAAAGACGUGGUGAACACUAUGGCAUUUGGCCCUGCCCCAUGUCCUCUCUGUCGAAGUUUUUGUUAGAGCCACAGGACCAAGGCCCUUGGGCCACUACCCUGCUGAGCUCCUGGCCUACAGGGGCUUCCUGAGCUGGGAGCAGGGUGAGGCUGUACCCCUGCUCCCUUCCUGCUGCCUCAGGUCCCACCCAAGCCCCUUAUUCUCUUUGCACAAGUUCAUAGACUGAGGCCCAGCAGCUGCCCCCUAAGGUCACAUAGCCUGUAGGGGCACAAAGAGCUGAAUUAGGCCUGCAGUCAUCCCCCCACCUUGCUCCUGGGCCAUGGUCUGCUCCCUGGGGCUUCAUCUCCCUCAGCCCGCUUGCCUUUCCUCCUUCUGUCACCUAGGCCCCUUUCGUGGGCUCAGGCCCUUGGAUAAUCUGGUCCUCUUUCCCAUCCCCUCCAGCAGGAGCAGAACCCCCUCACCCUAUACUUGAGGGUGAGACUGGUGUGGACACCCCAAGGGACCCCUUCCCUGGUCUUUCACCAGUCCUGGGGAGGCUGGGACUCCCCCGACCCCAAGCCCAGGCCAUAGCUCACAUUCCACUGCUGGGAGAAGAAAGAAGCUGGGGCCCAGAACGUGUCUGCCCCUGGGAGCCAGAGACCCCAGGGGCCAGUCUGGGGCAGGGGUGGAGAGGCUGGCUGCCCCCUUUUAUAAAUAUUAUACAUAAGACCA
Messenger RNA from Eubalaena glacialis (North Atlantic right whale), 2430 nucleotides. It is a transcript of the gene SLC38A3, whose product is annotated as solute carrier family 38 member 3. Lineage: Eukaryota; Metazoa; Chordata; Mammalia; Artiodactyla; Balaenidae. The coding region runs from base 109 to 1623 and encodes 504 amino acids. Gene Ontology annotation, biological process: histidine transport; L-glutamine transport; amino acid transmembrane transport. The record is from RefSeq and is a predicted model, not a curated record. The transcript is spliced from 16 exons. Gene Ontology annotation, molecular function: L-asparagine transmembrane transporter activity; L-histidine transmembrane transporter activity; L-glutamine transmembrane transporter activity.